Aspergillus bombycis is the source of this 4932-nucleotide messenger RNA. RefSeq names its product chromatin segregase YTA7. Gene Ontology annotation, molecular function: ATP binding; ATP hydrolysis activity; chromatin binding. Bases 1 to 4932 code for a protein of 1643 amino acids. The record is from RefSeq and is a predicted model, not a curated record. Gene Ontology annotation, cellular component: nucleus. NCBI's taxonomy places the organism in Eukaryota, Fungi, Ascomycota, Eurotiomycetes, Eurotiales, Aspergillaceae. Gene Ontology annotation, biological process: positive regulation of transcription by RNA polymerase II. The transcript has 3 exons.
AUGGCGAUCGUCAAAAGAGAUCCAACCCCCAAGCCUUUCUGGCGCGAUACCAUGGCUCGUUUGAAGCGCUCAAUCGAAGAAAUCGCCAACAAGUCCGAUUCGGACGAUGACGACUACAGCGACCACCCCCGCUCAUCUCACCGCUCCGUCUCGCGUUCCAAGUCGAGGAAGAAGGCCAAGCCAUCGAAGAAGAGGGCUCGUCGCCGUUCCGGCGAUGACAUUGUCUCUGACGAUGAUGAUUUCUUCAGUGAAGAUGAGGAAUUGUCUUAUGAAGAGUCGGAGGAAGAAAUUGAUGCCAACGCUCAGAGGAAUGCGAGAGGCCUAGUAGCGCGAAGGGCAGCCACGAACCGACCACUUUAUAACGAACCCAAUUCAAGCAGCAUCGAGGACGAUGGCAAUGAAACAGAAGCAACUUCACCAAAGAAACGCAAAACUGCCGUAGUCACGCUGAAAUUGGGUGAUGCUUUGAAGCGACAGCCGCAACAGGACCAAGGGAACCGACGAGUCACCCGACGUACACGAGGAGCGUCGGAAGACAUUUACGCGCUCACCAACUCGGGUCGCCAUGUGGAAACAGUCGAACGAGGUACACAUAGCCCAGAGGCCGAAGUAAUACGACCAAAUCGCCGCGGAUCUCACUCAUCGAAGCAGGUCCCCACAGUUAUGGAGGAUGAAGAGACUCAGGAGAAGCAGGAAGAGUAUAUUGAAGAGACCACCACGGAAAUAAAAGGCUCUCAGAUCGAGAUUAUGGAAAGUGCGCAGGCCAGCUUCGAAGAAGGGCCCAUAUCCGCCGGGGAUGGCCAGCAGGGAGCGGCAGAAGCUGACGAGGGAUUUGUGCCCGAGUCUGAGAACGAGGAUGCUGAGCACGAAGAUGACGACGACGAAGACGAAGGUCCAGUAACCCGGAGAAGAGCUCGUCCAAAUAGAGGCCAGCAAAUCGAGGAGCCCGAGCAGCCAGAUGAAGAGGAAACCUCAGGGCCUCGUCGCUCCAGCCGAAAAAAGCCGAAAAGUUCUCAACGAAAGCGACCAAACGACGAAGAGAGCGACUUUGAACCCGAGGAGGAAGACUCGAACGAUGAUGAUGAGGUAUCCCAGACCGGAAAAUCCAACGGCUCUCCCCGUAAAGCCAGCCAAGCACGCGAUGAUGAAGAGGACAGCACCGCCGGACGGCGUCCUGGUCUUCGCAAAAGGGCGUCUCGAUCUCGUGGGCAAUCCGAAGCGGCGGCUGAUAUUGCAGAGGAACUCGCCGAAGAACUUGAGGAUCUGAGGGGUGGCAGACCUCGUAGGAGGUUGCAGACAGAUAUUGUGUAUGAGAAACCUCGGCGCAGCCGCAAGGAUGUGGAUUAUCGAAUCAUACGGCCGGACCUAGUUCUACCGAUUGAAGAAGCCGAGAACGAAGUCAAUGAGUCUCCCUCGCGCCGUGGUGGCCGCGGGGGUGGCGGCGGCAGUAGCUGGCAACGCACCUUAUUCCCGACAUAUGGGCCUUUUGGAGGCGGUGGCCCGGCUGCAAUUCUGGCUCCGCCGGGUGCACCUGCUGCGACUGGAGGCGUUGACAGUGAUAGCAGCGAUGAUGAAGGGCUGCAUCACCCGCGUGGCUCCGUUGCCGGUGUAGGGUCCGCUCUUGGGCCACAUGGCGCUGGUCUUCUCCCCGGCCAGACUCAAACACACGACGCUGCACAGGGUCUGUCAGGGACACCGGCAAACCUGGGCAAAGUCAAGGAUAAGCAGGCGCUUGCGGAUGCAGACCCGUUAGGAGUGGAUAUGAGCGUCAAUUUCGAUAGUGUUGGAGGCUUGCAGGGACAUAUUGAUCAGCUAAAGGAGAUGGUGUCUCUUCCUCUGCUAUACCCGGAGAUCUUCCAGCGUUUCCACAUCGUGCCGCCUAGGGGAGUUCUCUUUCACGGUCCUCCUGGAACGGGUAAAACCCUUCUGGCCAGGGCCUUGGCGAACAGUGUCAGUUCCGAGGGCCGUAAAGUUACAUUCUACAUGAGAAAAGGAGCUGAUGCGCUAAGCAAAUGGGUGGGUGAGGCUGAAAGGCAGCUGCGACUGCUAUUCGAGGAAGCUCGUAAAACACAGCCGAGCAUUAUCUUUUUCGACGAAAUUGACGGUCUUGCCCCUGUGAGAUCAAGCAAGCAGGAACAGAUCCAUGCAUCUAUCGUCUCUACUCUGCUAGCGUUGAUGGAUGGUAUGGAUGGCCGUGGUCAGGUCAUUGUUAUUGGUGCCACUAAUCGACCGGACUCGAUUGACCCUGCUCUACGCCGUCCGGGUCGUUUUGAUCGAGAGUUCUACUUCCCCCUACCGAAUUCCGAAGGUCGACGCGCUAUUCUCGACAUCCAUACCAAGGGCUGGGAUCCGCCUCUUCCAGGCCAUAUAAAGGAUGAGCUGGCUGAGAUCACCAAGGGCUAUGGAGGAGCCGACCUUCGUGCUCUUUGCACAGAAGCCGCCCUGAACGCGAAGAUGGUCCCAUCCUCAGAGAGGUCCACUUCAUCUGGCGCCUCGCCGCUCCCUAAGGAAGUCGAAUCCUUACUUCGUCAUCCUCUGGCGGACAUUAGAGCUCUGCUCUCCGAAAUCCUUCCACAAAGAAAGCGGCUUACUGCUCUGGAAGAAGCACAAUUUGAGGAGCCCGAAGGCGCUGGAAGCUUCCAAAGCGAGCAGAUGCAGCAAGAAUUCGACAGGUCGCGAGUUUUCAGGCCCAGGAUGCUGCUUCGCGGACUAAUGGGCAUGGGCCAACAGUAUCUGGCGGCUGCCAUUUUGCAUUACUUUGAAGGACUGCAUGUGCAAUCGUUCGAUUUACCUACUCUCCUUAGUGAUUCGACUCGGUCUCCGGAAGCAGCUGUCAUACAGCUCUUUGCAGAGGUCAAGAGGCAUAGGCCAAGUGUAAUUUACAUUCCCAACAUUGAAACUUGGUCCGAAACUGUCGGGCAAGCCGUUCUCUCCACCUUCUUGGGUUUGCUGCGGUCGAUCCCUCCCACUGAUCCUGUCUUGCUACUCGGAGUCCAGGAGCUAACUGGUGAAGAAACGGACACCGGGUUACUACGGCAAAUGUUUGGGUUUUCUAAGAGAAACUUCUACGACCUGAAAGCACCAGGAAAUGAAGCGCGGUACGAGUAUUUCAGCAAGGUGGUUGAGUACAUCAAAACCUCGCCAGCGCAUUUUCCGGAUCCUGAAAACCGUAAGAAGAGGGAACUCGAGACCCUGGAGGUUGCACCUCCGCCUCCACCAAAACCCGCAACGCCGCUCACCAAGGAGCAGCUAAAAUCUCAGAAAAAGAAAGAUCACCAAAUGCUGAAUCUUCUGAAGAUUAGGAUCCAGCCUAUCAUGGACCAGAUCAAGAAGUACAAACGGUUCAGAACCGGCGUGAUCGAUGAGUCUCAGAUCCGGUACCUCUGGGAAGAAGAGGAUCCGAACAUCGUCACAAGCGAUCUACCAAUUGAACAGCGGACUACCUUCCGGCCAUUCGAGAAGGCUUAUGACAAACACGGCGUCCCGGGACUCUGGGAAACCGUGUCGGGUAAAUUCUUUUACAAUAUGGAAAUCGUUACCAUCGAGAAGCGCCUCUCCAACGGAUACUACAAACGGCCGAGUGACUUCCUGGCGGAUAUAAAGCGGCUGGCCAAAGAUGCACGACAAACUGGCGAUCAAGAGAGAAUCUUGAGGGCCAACGAGCUUCUGUCUAACGUUGAAGUUGAUAUUUCCACCAUCGAGCAGGCUGAACCGCAGCUCGUCGCAGAAUGCGAGAAUGUCUACAUUCGGGAACUGGAAAGGGAGAAGGCAGCAGCUGAAAAGGCCAAGAGGGCCGAGGAAGCGGAAAAGGGAGGCUUUUUGGGUCAUACAGCGAACCAUAAUGUACCGCAUGGUAAUACCGAGUCCGGUCCUUCGAGUGGCCCUGUGGUGUUAGGCGAGACGUUCCCCGACCUCCCUCCCAAGGAACAGGUCAGACCGGUGACACCGACACGGCAAUCAACGGCAAGCUUCUUGACCAACGGCUACCAUCAAAGUGGAGGCUCAGAUCUUAAUGAUCUGAGCGCCCAUGGACCGACAAGCAACGGUUCACAUGAGUCGAGGCCAGAUGGGGACGGCGAUGUCUACAUGACUAAUUCGGAAGAUCACUCGGGCACAAGAGACACGCAGGGCAGUUCAUUUGGGCCAUCUGCACAGCCAAAGCCACCAUAUUCCCACACAGCGCCUUCCCAGCAGAUACGACGUGAAUCAGGUCUCUCAAGCUUCUCGCAGAAGGGGCCGAUGACUCCAAUGGCUCCGGGAUCUCAGCCACACGAUUAUGCCAACGAAGCUUCUACUACGCAGACAACUUCAGGACAAAAAUCGUCGGAUCAAUCAUCUCUCCGUCCAAACUAUACACAAAGUCCCAUAGUGGGUCAAGCAAUAAGGCACGAUUUCCCUGACCUUACCCAGUACCCAGACCGGGUGGGAUUAGAAGAGCAUCUACCAGACACACAGCAAGGUGACAGCAGCCAGCCAUCACCAAGGCCCCGUGAGUCCCUCCCCGGAAACGCAGAUUCGCAGCCCGAACACCUUGUAAAUGGCAGUCAGUCGCAACCGAAAACACAACCACCCGUGCCUCUUUUCGAUGAAUCUACGAAGCCGUCAUCUCAUCCACCCGCUAAUCUCCAUUCGAUACUCAACGAUGAGAACCACUCACCAAAGCUAAUUGUGGACCCUGAGUACGUCCAAAAUCUGCACGAGCAGCUCACCCAGCGGACGAGUGGUUGCUCGGUGGAGCAGCUUGAACAGAUCAACACUAGCCUAAUGGAUUAUCUGUGGCGCACGCGUGGUGAAUGGAACCGCAGCAAAGUGGCCGCUGGAAUUCGGGACUCAUUCAAUGAGAUUCUUGAUGACAUGCAGGCGAUGCAGGAAAUUGGCCCUAUCAGUCAAAGGACAAAGGAACAGUUGGGUUCAUCAUUCGAACAUCUGUGA